This is a messenger RNA of Daucus carota subsp. sativus, 2571 nucleotides long. RefSeq lists its product as uncharacterized. NCBI's taxonomy places the organism in Eukaryota, Viridiplantae, Streptophyta, Magnoliopsida, Apiales, Apiaceae. The record is from RefSeq and is a predicted model, not a curated record. The transcript has a single exon. The coding region runs from base 172 to 2127 and encodes 651 amino acids.
ACCCCUGGCUUAGCUUCCCAACGUACCCAAACACACUAAAUUAUUGUCCCUCCACCAGUCCACCUUUUAACAUUCAAAUAUCACACAGUAAACACACACAGAGAGCACUUCAUUAGGCCUCCAUAGAUCUGCUGCUAAAUAUCUGUGAAAACUCCAAAAUAAGCUUCAAUCAUGCUAAAUAAAUCUUCAUCUUCCAAAAAAACAAAGAAUGAAGCCCUUAAAAGAGCUCCAUUUCAAGAAGUCAACAGAGGAGGGUUAUCAAGAAACAGUAGUGGUAGAAGUACUAGUAGCAUUUCAUCUUCAAUUGAUGCUCCGACUGGUUGUCUUCGUUUCUUUUUAUCAAAUUCUAAAACACCCAUUUCUCAAAAACCCAAACUCAAGUCCAAAAUGACUACUAAGUCAGCUCCCAAUGCGAAAACAAGGUCUACUUCUUCGAGAUCUAGUAAAAACCCUAGUGAAAAUCACCCCCCAAAACCCAAGAGCAAGAAAAAAGAUCCCAUUGUUUCAGUUGUUGCUUCAAAAGCAAAGCUUUUGAGGAAAAGCCCAUCUGUGUUGAAUGAGAUUGGGGUGGAUAUGUGUUUACCGAACCCGGGUUCGAAGAAAUUGGAUAAUGCAGGUGAAGUGUUUGAUCAUAUGGGUGGUAGUAAUGUUGAUUUUACUCCUCUCGGUAAAUUAGGAUGUGGGUCUGUUUUAGAUUGCGAUAAUAGUGGUAAGAGUGUGGCGGAAAAAGGGUCAAGUAGUGGCAGUGCUAUUAAGACACCACCUGUUCAGGCUUCAGUGUCACCUGAGCUUCUUCGUGGCUCUUCUGUGUUGAAUUCAAUUAGUACAAUGACACCUAGUACUUGUUAUGGUGCUGGUCAUGUUAUUUCCGGGGUUAGUGAUAAGAGGAAAUGUAGGCCUAAAGGUGUUCUCACUGUCGGGGCAGAGCUUGAUUCUUCUGGAUGUAAUGUUGAAGGUGAUAAUGUUGUUCGUGGUGAGGAUAGUUCAGGACAUUUUAUAAGGAUCCUUACGGGUUCUAGGCCUUCAUUGGUUCCUUUGCCUGUUGAAGCUUCUAUGAGCUGGCAUUUAUCUCCUUGUCACGAGGAGGAUGUAGGUGAGAAGGGUGAUGCUGUGCAUAAGCUGUUUCAAAAGGGGAAUUCUGUAGGAUUGGUUACACUAGACUCACCCUCCUUGUCUACAUCACCUGAUGAGCUUGCUACUAAUCUAUGCGACACUGGUAGUUAUAAUGAUGAUCUUGAUUCAGAUGCCACUCCAAGAGGGAGACUAACUAGGAUAACUUUGCUUUCUCCCAGAAGACUUGCAGAAUUUCAAGUGAUAAAGGCUUCAGCUGAUACAGCAGUAGAACGUCUGUCUCUGUCUUCUCCUUCAAUUACACCUGAUGGUAAGGUUGUCUUGUCAAAAGAAGAAAGGGAUAAUGAAAAUAAUUGGGCUGGAGAAAGUACUCCACUUUCUAUUGGGUCACUAAGUAGUGGGAAUGUUAUGCAGACCCCAAAGUCAGAGUCAAGUUCAGAAAGACAUGUUUUUCCAUCUUGGUUAGAUGUGGAAGAUUCUGCUCAGGAAACUGCAAUUGAUUCAUUGACUGAACUUCUACGACCACAAAGUUUAUCACCUAGGAGCCAGAAGUCAACCUGGGAUCCACUUGGUUUAAAAUUUCAGUCCACUGAUUUGAGUUCGCCUUGCAUUUCUAUUGAUCCUAUUCAGCACCAGAAAGCUAUAGAGAAGCAUGCUUCUUGGUUUUCUGGGUCUACUUUCGGAGAUAUGCAGAAUUCUGAGACAAGGAUAUCUUGGAGGGAAGGUUUAGUGAGUCAGGUUCUAGAAAUGGACGACCUAGAUUGCUGCAGGUACAUGUCAGAUGAGGAGAAUGAUGCCGGAGGAAGCAGUGAAUAUCUGGUAAAAGUGUGUCAUGAGUCUGAAGGUGAGCAAAAUGAUAGGUUAUCAACCAGUGGCUUGAGGUCUCCUGUGUUUCUUGACUGUGAACCUGACAUUGGUAGUAAAGGAAAGGGAAAAAUAUCUUCUUCGAAACUUAAUUCAUGUGCAGAGUCCAUAUGCACCGACGGUGGAGGGCUAGUUGCUUCCAGAGAUUCUGACUGGACUAUAUGCUACAAAAACCAGUUGUUUGACAUAUAAUUGCUAUCAUCUCAUUUGACUUGAACAUUAACUACAUAGUAAGUUUUUCUGUGCUUACUUCCCUUUGAGAACACCUCUGUGUUUCUUUAUAAUGUAGCACAAUGUCCAACAUAGAAAUUCAGAAAGCAUGUUCUUUUAGUUCUUCAGUUAUUGUCAUGGUUAAAAUUCUAAAUGCCUUGUUCUCAUUGAAUUGAUUCACUAUAUCUAUAUCUGUUUGUUGACCUAUACAAAGCAGCACUACACAACUUUGUACCGUUAUGGGCACUGGUUAGUUGUUGAUUCUAGCUGUAACAUCUAGUAGAGAUUAUCUUAUCUUUAAAGAAAAUUGAACUACAAGCUCUUGAAGUCACAUAGACAAGAUUUUAGACUAAACCACAAGGGUUGUCACUUGUAAGAAUAUUGUGUUCUGAUGUUGAUUAUAUAGCUUGAAGUUGAUGUGCCUUG